This is a messenger RNA of Cariama cristata (Red-legged seriema), 3025 nucleotides long. It is a transcript of the gene LIG4, whose product is annotated as ligase IV, DNA, ATP-dependent. Bases 11 to 2749 code for a protein of 912 amino acids. Gene Ontology annotation, molecular function: ATP binding; DNA ligase (ATP) activity; DNA binding. Lineage: Eukaryota; Metazoa; Chordata; Aves; Cariamiformes; Cariamidae. Gene Ontology annotation, cellular component: DNA-dependent protein kinase-DNA ligase 4 complex; DNA ligase IV complex. Gene Ontology annotation, biological process: double-strand break repair via nonhomologous end joining; DNA biosynthetic process; nucleotide-excision repair, DNA gap filling. The transcript has a single exon. The record is from RefSeq and is a predicted model, not a curated record.
ACGGACUCAGAUGGCUUCUGCGACUGCUUCACAACCUUCUCCUAAAAAAACGGUGGCCUCUCACGUGCCUUUUGCAGAUCUGUGUUCUACUCUGGAGCGAAUACAGAUGUGUAAGUCUCGCCCGGAGAAAACCAAGUAUUUCAGGGACUUUCUGGAUUCCUGGAGAAAAUUCCACGAUGCUCUUCAUCAAAAAGAGAAAGACGUCACAGAUUCUUUUUAUCCAGCUAUGCGACUUAUUCUUCCACAGUUGGAAAGAGAAAGGAUGGCAUAUGGAAUUAAAGAAACUAUGCUUGCGAAGCUCUAUAUUGAACUACUUAACUUACCAAAAGAUGGAAAAGACGCUGCAAAGCUUUUAAAUUACAGAACGCCUGCUGGCUCACGUGGAGAUGCUGGAGAUUUUGCAAUGAUCGCAUACUUUGUGUUAAAACCUAGGAGCCCAAAACAAGGCAGGCUGACGAUAGAACAAGUCAAUGAACACUUAGAUGCGAUAGCUAAUAAUAAUGCUGCUAAAAACAAGGGCCUGUUAAAGAAAAGUCUUCUUCAGUUGAUUACCCAGAGCACAGCACUGGAACAAAAAUGGCUCAUCCGGAUGAUUAUAAAGGAUCUAAAGCUUGGCGUUAGUCAACAAACUAUAUUUUCCAUUUUUCAUCCUGAUGCAGCUGAAUUGCACAACGUCACAACUGAUUUGGAAAAAGUCUGCAGACAACUGCAUGAUCCCUUUGUCUCACUGAGUGAUGUUUCUAUCAUGUUGUUUUCUGCCUUUAAACCGAUGCUUGCUGCUAUUGCUGAUGUCCAGCAAAUUGAGAAACAAAUGAAUAACCAGGUAUUCUACAUAGAAACUAAGCUGGAUGGUGAACGGAUGCAGAUGCACAAAGAUGGAGAUGUGUAUAAAUAUUUUUCCCGAAAUGGGUUUGACUAUACUCAGCAGUUCGGCGCUUCCCCCUUUGAUGGUUCGUUAACGCCAUUUAUUCAUAACGUAUUUAAGAACAAUAUACAAAAUUGCAUUCUCGAUGGUGAAAUGAUGGCUUACAAUCCUGAGACGCAAACCUUUAUGCAGAAGGGAAACAGAUUUGACAUAAAAAGAAUGGUGGAAGACUCUGAUCUGCAGACCUGCUUCUGUGUGUUCGAUGUAUUGAUGGUUAACGAUCAGAAGCUGGGGCAUGAGGUACUAAGCAGAAGGUACGAAAUCUUAAGUAGUGUAUUUACCCCAGUAAUAGGCAGGAUACAUGUUGUACAUAAAAAAAGUGCUGGAACAAGAAAAGAAGUAAUUGAUGCCUUAAAUGAAGCAAUAGAUAACAGAGAGGAAGGGAUUAUGGUGAAAGAUCCCAUGUCCACCUACAAGCCUGACAAACGUGGGGAAGGCUGGCUAAAGAUCAAGCCAGAAUACGUCAGUGGGCUGAUGGACGAACUAGACCUUUUAAUUGUUGGUGGUUACUGGGGGAAGGGCUCACGCGGUGGAAUGAUGUCUCAUUUUCUGUGCGCUGUUGCAGAGACGCCCCCUCCAAAUGAAAAACCUACCGUUUUCCACUCUAUUUGUCGUGUUGGCUCUGGCUAUACUAUGAAGGAAUUGUACGAUCUCGGUUUGAAACUGGCUAAACACUGGAAGCCCUAUCAUCGAAAGGACCCUCCCUGUAACAUUUUGUGUGGAACUGAAAAACCUGAAAUGUACAUUGAACCUUGCAACUCUGUCAUAGUGCAGAUCAAGGCAGCCGAGAUUGUUAACAGUGAUAUGUACAAAACUGACUGUACUUUGAGAUUCCCUCGAAUUGAGAAGAUAAGAGAGGACAAAGAAUGGUACGAGUGCAUGACUUUGGACAUGUUAGAAGAUCUCAGAAGGAAAGCAGAAGGGAAGCUGGCAUCUAAGCACCUUCAUAUAGAUGAGUAUGAUGAGCCACAAGAGAAAAAAAGGAAAACUACAUCAAAGGUGAAGAAGAUAAUUGGAAUAGCUGAGCAAUUUAAAGCUCCUGAUCUUUCUAACGUAAAUAAGAUUUCAAAUGUAUUUGAAGAUGUUGAGUUUUGUGUUAUGACAGGAACGGGUGAAUACUCAAAGCCUGAACUGGAGAGCAGAGUAGCUGAGUGUGGUGGUAGCGUGGUACAGAACCCUGGGCCAGAGACUUACUGUGUCAUUGUAGGAGCUGAGAAUGUCAGAGUGAAAAACAUCAUUGCUUCCAACAAGUAUGAUGUGGUGAAGGCAGAGUGGCUCCUUCAGUGUUUUCAGACCAAAACGCUGGUGCCUUGGCAACCAGCCUUUAUGAUUCACAUGUCUCCUGACACAAAAGAACAUUUUGCUCGUGAGUAUGAUUGUUAUGGAGACAGCUACACAGCAGACACGGAUGUUGCACAACUCAAGGAAGUGUUCUCAAGAAUGAAGGACAAUAAGGUGAUGCCUUUGGGCAUGAUUGCAGAGUUAGAAGAACGUUAUUCAUGGAACAGCUGUCAGCUCAGUAUAUUCAGAGGAAACACUGUUUAUGUGGACUGUUAUGCUGUUGUUAACGAGCCCAGAACGAAAAUCUGUGGAACAACACUAUCAAUUAGAGCUUUGGAGCUCCGUUUUUAUGGUGCAAAAGUAGUCUCUCACCUUGAAGAGGGUGUUUCCCAUGUUGUUGUAGGAGAAGAUCAUUCCCGGGUAAAAGAGAUAAAAGCGCUCAGAAGGACAUUUGGGAAAAAAUUUAAAAUUGUAUCUGAGCCGUGGGUAACAGAGUCAGUGGAGGAAGGAGUCCCAAAGAAUGAAAAUCAGUACCUAAUUUAAAGUAGUUUUUAAGCUUGGAGCAAAAGCAUUCUUGUUGGCAUGAUUGGACUUGGAUAUUAUGAGGUUGCCUUAAAUUUUUUGUGUGUUUUCAUGUCUGUUUAAAGCUGGCUCUGGCUAAAGAAUAACGCUGUAUUGCUGAAAUCAGAGCAAGGCUUUUAAUUACGCUGUUACGGAAGCAAGAGGAUGCUAAGCUAUGUUAGAGGAAAACAAAAAUCACCACAAGAUAAAUAAUGUAAGCCUUUUACUUCACAAACAGGUCUCAAGAGAGAUCUAAUA